Messenger RNA from Arachis stenosperma, 833 nucleotides. RefSeq names its product embryogenesis-like protein. The coding region runs from base 62 to 520 and encodes 152 amino acids. Lineage: Eukaryota; Viridiplantae; Streptophyta; Magnoliopsida; Fabales; Fabaceae. The transcript has 2 exons. The record is from RefSeq and is a predicted model, not a curated record.
CCGUCUUCCUUCAAUAACCAUCCGCUUCUGCAACUGCGAAGGCACACAACACACCAAAAAAAUGAAUCAGCGACGCGCCACCAUUUCACUCUUCAACUCCUUCCUCCGAAUCAGAUACCCUCUUCGUCCAUCUACAACAACGCUUACUUCGCCACUUCCCUUCGUAACUAAUUCAACCUCAAAGCCCCAAUCUAUCCGCACGAUCGCACCUAUGGUUUGGCAAAAUCCUCGAAGUUACAGCGGUGGCAGUUGCAAUGACUUGGAUCACAACAAGGAGGUGGACGCCAUCAAUCUCAAGUUUGCGGAAGCCAGGGAAGAAAUCGAGACGGCGUUGGAGUCCAAGGAAACCGUCUACUUCGAUGAAGAAGCCGAGUGCGCACGCGCCGCCGUCAAAGAAGUCCUCGGCAUGUUCGAUGGCUUGUUGGCCAGGUUGUCGGAGAAGGAGAAGGGGGCUCUGCAGAGGUCCAUGGGUCUCAAGAUUGAGCAACUGAAAGCAGAGCUGAAACAAUUGGAUGAGUAACAUAGUAAGAGGUUUUCUUGUUCCAUUAUGGGAUGCUGCUACUAGUUAAAACUUAAUAGAGUUUUUGUGAUCGGAAUUCCAAAAUUGUAGCUGAAGUAAUGUUUCUUAGUAUGAUGUAGUUUUUGAAUAAAUUGAUCAAAAUCCGGCUCCUCCACACGAGUUGUUUGUGAGGGGGAUGAUGGAGGUUCUUUGCAUUUAAAGGACCAUUGUUAUUCUUUUUGAAUAUUGACAUUGUAUUCGCAUCUGUACUUGUAUUAUUAGUAUGAUGAUAUGAGCUUCAUUUAACAUUAUAUAUAAACUCAGUUUAGAUGAA